GCUGCACUGCCUGUUCCAACGUUGUGCCUCACACAUGAGUUAAACCCCGUGCCGCGGAGCAUUAUCGCCGUGUGUUGUUUCAUCGUCCAACCGAGAGCCGAUGCGCCACACGUUCUCUUGACAUUUUGCCGUCGAACAAUCAGCAAAGGUGCCGCGUCACCUGCGCUUUUACGAGGCUCUCUCGCUCUGUGCUGGAAACACAAUAAUCAAAGCAUUUUUUUUUUGUUUGUCUGUUUUCAUAGAAAGUGUUUUGGCUGUGCACUUCAAAUGCCGUCCUACGGCAACAUGAUGGAUCGUGCGGAUGGGGCAGCAGCUGCUGCAUCACAGUUUAGUCCUCUGCAGCCUUUCUUCCUCGGCCCCGUCCCGCCCCAGCCGCCAUCUCCAUCGCCACCACAACCACCACAACCGCAGCGCUCCAUCCUCGAGAUGCUUCCGGACGAAACGAUGAUUCCUUCGCUACUCGUUCUCUUUCUAGCCAGCCUAAGUCUCACGCUCACCAACGCCCUCUUCAACCUCUUCGCACAGCGCGACCGCAGCGUGACGGACACCUUCCGGCAGUGGAGCCGCGUGCUGUGGAUGAGCCGUGCGGCCCACAUCGUCGAGGCCCCGUCAUCCGCCGAGGCCCACCGCCUCACCCACACGCGGCACAUCGUUGCAGUCUCCGUGCAGCACACGCCGCUGAUGUCGCCGGUCGAGCUCUACGACAGCGCAGCUUUUUUUCGCGGCAUCGCGGCGCCCGGCGCGGACCCGGAGGAUCCUUCCUUCGCCAUCGAAAGCCUCGCACGCGCGCAGACCGCCGGGCCGGCGUCUUUUAUGGCGGGCAGUCAGACAGUGACCGUACCAGCGGCGGAGAUGGCGGCCGUCUAUCAAAGCGAGAACCCGUCUCCCCCUGUCCCUGCCCCUGUCGUCACGGAGGCCCUGACCAACACGAUGGAGGCUGUCCGUCUUGAGAUUCAGCGCCUCAUCUUUCGUUUUCACCCCUACUACAUCAUUCUGUGCUCCAUCAAAGCAUGCGCGAUGCUGCUGUACAUCCAAUACCACUUUGACUCGAUUGAUGGCGGGUGGCGACGCCUCUGCGUGUGUGGCGCGGCGAACAUCUUCUCUGGACUACUGACCUCUGUGUGGGAGUACCUCAACGUUAUACUGCUGCCGCUCGACCGCGACCGUGCGAAGACGGCCGCUGUGAAGGUGGACGAGGGGAAGAAGGACUCCGUCUUUAUUGUCGAGCUGCUGUUCCGCAUUAGCAGCCUGGAGCUGGAUGACCUGCCGACGGUGUUGACGCAAGGCUCCAGCUUUGUGGCCUUCGCCGCGGUGCUGGUGCCGAUGCUGCUGGUGUUUUGUGUUCGAGGCCUGGCCCAGUACUGCUGGGUGUACGUCCCUCUGUUGCUUGUGUACGCGCUGGUGCGCCACCUGUACUACCGCGGGGCCGGCGCACCGCCCUCGUCCACCGCACGCAACGCCAAUGCGGUUUUCGGCAUGACGAGCGAGAUGGUGAAGGCGUUUUUGUUGAAGACGUUCACCUUCUUUGUGGUGCUCGUCACGGUGCAGUCGGCGUUCCUGUUGGGCCUGGCAGGCGCAGAGAACGCGUCGUACGACGGCGCCUUGCAUUACGUUAAGGAACACCAGGUGGGCUUGCACCGUAGCAAUUUUGCGUCCACGUUUCAAAAGCUGUGUCUGUUGAGCCAACUGUUUUUGUAA
Messenger RNA from Leptomonas pyrrhocoris, 1698 nucleotides. RefSeq lists its product as hypothetical. The record is from RefSeq and is a predicted model, not a curated record. Lineage: Eukaryota; Euglenozoa; Kinetoplastea; Trypanosomatida; Trypanosomatidae. Bases 268 to 1698 code for a protein of 476 amino acids. The transcript has a single exon.